This is a messenger RNA of Armigeres subalbatus, 634 nucleotides long. Its product is annotated as C-type lectin 37Da-like. NCBI's taxonomy places the organism in Eukaryota, Metazoa, Arthropoda, Insecta, Diptera, Culicidae. Bases 18 to 518 code for a protein of 166 amino acids. Gene Ontology annotation, molecular function: signaling receptor activity. The record is from RefSeq and is a predicted model, not a curated record. The transcript is spliced from 2 exons.
UUGAUUUUGAAUCAGUCAUGGCGAAAACAUCACAGCAGAAAGCAACCGCUUUUAUUGUGGUUUGGCUUGUCUUACAAGUCCAGAAUAUCUUGUGUAGUACCGAUAAGGAAUAUGAAAUUCCAAGCAUCAAAGCAAACUGGUUUAAGGCGAACGAGUUCUGUAGCUCGAUCGGCAAGCAAUUGGUGACGAUCACUAGUCGUGAUGAGAAUGACGCAGUGGCGCAGUUUGUCCAGAGUACGGACAAGUUCAGUGAUGUGUCAUCAAUCUUCUGGCUCGGUGGAAGUGAUCUGGCGGAAGAAGGUACCUUUAGCUGGAUGCCGAACGGACGAUUGGUGAGGUACGCCAACUGGUCUCCGGGAGAACCGAACAACUACGAUGACACGGAACACUGCAUGCAGUUGGUUUACAUACCCCGAUUGGAGCAGAGAUGGACCUGGAAUGAUAACGAAUGCAGGACCAAACACAUGUAUUUCAUCUGUGAGAGUAAGCUGGGCGGUUGUAUAGAACAGCUCAAGUGAUAGUAAACAGAAAUUCCAAUGGGAGGUUAAAUUUGUAAACGAAAGUAUGAUCUACGCGUUUCGUUACAUCAACUAGAAAAAUAAAUUUGUUCACAAGUUUCGUCGCCUUUAUUGAA